UAUGUAACAGCAAUAUUUCCUUACCUGGUCCUAACUAUAUUCCUUAUUCACGGCCUCAGUCUACCAGGAGCCACUGACGGUCUGGCUUACCUCUUCACCCCUAAUCUAAGCUCUUUGAAAAACCCCCGCAUAUGGCUUGAUGCAGCUACCCAGAUUUUCUUCUCUCUGUCUUUGGGUUUUGGAGGGCUUAUUGCAUUCUCAAGCUACAAUCCACCAAAAAAUGACUGUGAAAAGGAUGCUGUGACAGUAGCAAUUGUGAACAGCAUGACAUCCCUCUACGCUUCCAUCCCAGUCUUUUCUGUUUUGGGGUUUAAAGCAACCACAGCCUACUGGGACUGCCUGGACAGGAACAUUAUCAGCAUCAUCAAUGAAUUUGAUCUCCCAGAAGAAAGCAUCAUGCGACAGAACUAUACAGCCUGGAUUAGUUUCCUAAAUUCAUCACAUCCAGAAAAAAUUGCUGGACUCAAACUGAAAAGUUGUGACCUUCAAGAAUUUCUUGAUCAGAGCGUAUCGGGAACUGGCUUGGCUUUCAUCAUUUUCACUCAAGCCAUCGUUCUCAUGCCAGGCUCCCAAGCCUGGGCCAUCCUGUUUUUCAUAAUGUUGUUCAGCUUGGGCCUUUCUUCCAUGUUUGGGAACAUCGAGGGAGUCUUCACGCCUCUUCUAGAGCUUCGAAUUAUAUCUAAAUCAAUACCCAAGGAGCUAUUAUCUGGUAUAAUAUGUCUAAUUUGUUUCCUCGUUGCUCUGUGUUUUACGCUGGGUUCAGGGAGUUACUGGAUUGACAUUUUUGACAGAUAUGCAGGCUCGUUGCCUCUUCUAGUCAUCGCAUUCUUUGAAGUGAUUGGGGUUGCAUAUGUGUAUAAAAUUAAAAGGUUCAAUAAAGAUGUGAAAUGGAUGACUGGACGGAAACCCAAUCUCUACUGGCAGAUCACAUGGAGGUUUAUUAGCCCUUUGCUCCUGCUAAUUGUCUUCGUGGCCUUUGUUACUCUCCAGAUACAGAAGUCGCCGAGCUAUGCAGCCUGGAACCCUAAAUAUGAAGGCUUCCCCAUGAAAGAGGAGAAAGUUUAUCCACCUUGGGUACUGGCCAUCUGUGUGCUGUUAGCUGUCCUUCCUUGUGUGUUUGUACCUCUGGUAGCACUCUUCCAUCUGAUCAAACGAAUGCGCAGAAGCAAGGACCCAAGCUUUGUACCACCAGAAGUGUUUUCAUGUCAGGGGCCUAACAGCAACUUUUCUCAUCUGAAAGAAUAA
Messenger RNA from Charadrius vociferus (killdeer), 1245 nucleotides. RefSeq names its product solute carrier family 6 (neutral amino acid transporter), member 18 (gene SLC6A18). NCBI's taxonomy places the organism in Eukaryota, Metazoa, Chordata, Aves, Charadriiformes, Charadriidae. Gene Ontology annotation, biological process: sodium ion transmembrane transport. The record is from RefSeq and is a predicted model, not a curated record. The transcript has 8 exons. Gene Ontology annotation, cellular component: membrane. The annotation marks the transcript as partial.